CAAAGUUGCGUGAUACGCUGUGCAGUGGGAGGAGGGUUUGUGUGAAGUCAAGAGAAGGUAUUAGCGAGAUUCCUGUCAACAAACUCACAGAGAGUGUGAUUUAUCACGUUUAUUAAAUGGACAUCUCAUGACAGAAGCCUUUUUGCCUCAAGGAAAUUGCUCAUUCUGAAGAAACAGGAUAAAUGUCAUCUGAGCUUUGACCCCUGGAUCCUCCAGCUAAAACCCUAAUUUAUGUUUUGUGGAGAGACCAUGACUACUGUCAACAUCACCAGAGAUAUUCUGCACAGGCAGAUCAGGGACAAGAGAGCGUCAGGUUUCCAGAGGAUCUAUCAUGUGACUGAUCCCUUCAUCAAGAGGCUUGGACUAGAGGCUGAGCUUCAGGGCCAUACUGGCUGUGUGAACUGUUUGGAGUGGAAUGAACGUGGAGAUCUUCUGGCCUCAGGCUCAGAUGAUCAACAUGCCAUCAUCUGGGAUCCAUUCAGACACAAAAAGCUUACAACUAUGCACACAGGUCAUGCAGCAAACAUAUUCUCUGUAAAGUUCCUCCCUCACUCUGGCGACAGAAUUCUGGUCACAGGUGCAGCUGAUACAAAGGUCCAUGUGCACGACCUGACAGUGAAGGAAACCAUCCACAUGUUUUCUGAUCAUACCAACAGAGUCAAACGCAUCGCCACUGCACCUAUGUGGCCCAACACCUUCUGGAGUGCUGCAGAGGAUGGUAUCAUCAGACAGUACGACUUGAGGCAGAACAGCAUCCACUCUGAGGUUCUCAUCGACCUGACAGAGUUCUGUGGUCAGCUGGUCGAGGCCAAGUGUUUAGCUGUCAACCCACGGGACAACAAUUACCUGGCUGUGGGGGCCAAUGGGCCAUUUGUACGCCUCUAUGACAUCAGGAUGAUUCACAACCAUAGGAAAUCUAUGAGCCAGAGCACAUCAGCAGCUGUGCACACAUUUUGUGAAAGGCAAAAGCCCAUCCCAGAUGGAGCAGGGCAGUAUUAUGUUGCAGGGCACCUGCCUGUUAAACUCCCAGACUACAAUAGCCGCCUGAGGGUGCUGGUAGCCACUUAUGUCACCUUCAGUCCAGAUGGCACUGAGCUGCUUGUUAACAUGGGUGGGGAACAGGUGUAUCUGUUUGACCUGACAUUUAAACAGAGGCCAUACACCUUCUUACUUCCAAAGUGCCAAACAUCAACAGAUGUACAGAAUGGAAAGACAACUAAUGGUGUUUCCAAUGGCAUUCAUUUGCCAACCAGCCAUAUCCGAUUUGCUGGAAGCAAGAUGCGCUCCAGUUUGACUGAGCUCCCUCCUCACUUGGAGAAGAUAAAGCAACAAGCAAAUGAUGCAUUUGCACGGCAGCAGUGGACACAGGCCAUCCAGCUGUACAGUUUAGGCAUUCAUCAGGCCAGCUGUAAUGCCAUGCUGUAUGGGAACCGGGCUGCCGCCUACAUGAAACGCAAGUGGGAUGGUGACCAUUAUGAUGCCCUCAGGGACUGCCUGAAGGCUCUCACUCUAAACCCAGGCCAUCUCAAGGCUCAUUUCAGGCUGGCACGGUGUUUGUUUGAGCUCAAGUAUGUGGCUGAAGCUCUGGAGUGUCUAGAUGACUUUAAAGGAAAGUUUCCAGAGCAGGCGCACAGUAGUGCCUGUGAUGCCCUGGAUAAGGACAUCAAAGCUGCUCUCUUCUCCAAGACAGAAUCAGCAGCAGAAGAUAAGAAGACCAACAGCUCCAUUCGAUUCCACUCAUUCAGUCGGAAGGAGUCAAUUCCUGAAGAUGAGGUGGUGCUGAGAGAACGGAGCUUUGACUACAAGCAUCGAUACUGUGGUCACUGCAACACCACCACUGACAUCAAAGAGGCCAACUUUUUCGGAAGUAAAGGCCAGUACAUUGUUAGUGGCUCAGACGACGGUUCCUUCUUCAUCUGGGAAAAGGAGACGACUAAUCUAGUGAGGAUCCUGCAGGGAGAUGAGUCUAUAGUAAACUGCCUGCAGCCACACCCCAGCUACUGCUUCCUGGCCACCAGUGGUAUCGAUCCUGUCGUCCGAUUAUGGAACCCAAGACCUGAGACAGAAACUGAAAAUGGCCGUGUCGUAGAGGACAUGGAGGGUGCUGCUCAGGCCAACCAGCGGCGUAUGAACGCUGAUCCCUUGGAGGUAAUGCUGCUGAACAUGGGCUAUCGCAUCACAGGCCUGCGUGGUGUUGGCCCAGAUGGUUCAGAUGAUGAAGACAGCUCAGAGGGACAAGUACAGUGUCGGCCGAGCUAAACAAAGUGUCAGCCAUUCGGUAGAAUGGAAGUAGGAACGAAGCACUCUCCCAGCUCCUGUUUGAAUCUUAAUUUCCCCCUACCAGACAGAAACAUUGAGUGAAUGUCAUGUCACAUUUCUGCACUAUGCAUCGCCCUCCCCUGUCCUAAGAGAGGACAGGUGGAGACCAGUUUGGGGAGAGAAAUUCAUGGAGGGUGGAGUAAAACACCCAUCUCACCCCUUCAAAGCACCAACAACACCUCAGUGUCUCCCUCCACCGAGUGGUGGUUGGGGGAACCUCUGUGAGGAGAGCACCUUCCACGUCACUCCCCAGUUUCUCACAGAGAAGGAGGAGUUCAGCACUUACCCUCCUCAGGUUUAUGUUGGAGAGACGCAACAUGUAGAAGGUGACGCUGGCAGUUUGGUGACCUAUUUUCAGGUCCGUGUGGUCACACAGUCUCUGCGUCCUCCAUGGAGGAUCAGAUCACAGACCAGAAGACAGUGCUCGGCUGCAUUUCCUGUCUGCUCUACAGGUGGAGCAAAGAGUCACAGUGUCCGCUCAUCUCAGAAAGUCUGCACAACCCAAGUCAAGGAUUCUGACUUAGACCUGAUCAUAUUUCAGUUGGAGGUUUGGUCGCAGGAUGUCCAGAUUUAAGUGUCCAAUAAAUUGUGUUGAUGAGUUUUGUUUAGUUUAUACAUGUCGGGGGGG
Sphaeramia orbicularis (orbiculate cardinalfish) is the source of this 2947-nucleotide messenger RNA. It is a transcript of the gene wdtc1, whose product is annotated as WD and tetratricopeptide repeats 1. The transcript has 16 exons. The coding region runs from base 232 to 2259 and encodes 675 amino acids. NCBI's taxonomy places the organism in Eukaryota, Metazoa, Chordata, Actinopteri, Kurtiformes, Apogonidae. Gene Ontology annotation, molecular function: protein binding. Gene Ontology annotation, biological process: negative regulation of fatty acid biosynthetic process. The record is from RefSeq and is a predicted model, not a curated record. Gene Ontology annotation, cellular component: cytoplasm; Cul4-RING E3 ubiquitin ligase complex.